CCGGGUGCUCUGCGCCAUGACGCCCGCCGCCAUGACGCCCGCCGCCUCGUCUUUCCGCCGCACAUCGGCCAGCUAAAGGGUGCAAAUGUCCCAUCUCCUGCAGAUUGCUGCCGGCGUGAGAUGGACCAAGUCGACGGCUGCCCGCCGAGCGCUCGUCUUGGCCUUGGCCGUCUAUGGCGUGAAGAAGUUGUAUCCGCUUCUCCAGCAUCACUUCCAUGGCAAGCCGCGGCCUGGCGCAACUUCACCUCACCACACGCCCAGCCACUGCUUCGCCAAUAAAUCUCCCGCUAUUGACGACGAGUUUUGUCGGCAGCUUCUCGGUCUCGGCAAAAUCCUAUUCCCCAAACUGCUCACUAAGGAGCUGGGCUUGCUCUGCCUGCAUUCGGUGGCUUUGAUUUCCAGGACUUUUCUCUCAAUUUAUGUGGCCGUGUUGGACGGGAAGAUCGUGAAGACGAUCGUUGAAAAAAAACCCAAAAGCUUCGUGUUAAAACUGGUCAAAUGGCUUCUGGUGGCCAUCCCUGCCACUUUUGUCAAUAGUAUGAUUCGUUAUCUGGAAUGUAAGCUGGCUUUGGCAUUUCGCACUCGUCUGGUAGAUCACGCAUACCGCACUUAUUUCACCGAUCAAACUUACUACAAGGUUAGCAACAUGGAUGGGAGAUUGGAAAAUCCAGACCAGUCACUCACAGAAGAUAUUUUAAUGUUUGCACAGUCUAUCGCACACUUGUACUCCAACUUGACGAAGCCCAUCCUUGACGUGAUGCUGACCUCUUACACCUUGAUCCAGACUGCAUCUUCGCGUGGAGCAAACCCCAUGGGACCAACACUUUUAGCAGGCCUCGUUGUCUAUGCCACAGCCAGGGUAUUAAAAGCAUUCUCUCCAAGAUUUGGGAAACUAGUGGCCGAAGAAGCCCAAAGGAAAGGAUACUUAAGAUAUAUCCAUUCACGAAUUAUAGCCAAUGCAGAAGAGAUUGCUUUCUACAGGGGACAUAGGGUGGAAAUGAAUCAGCUACAGAAAAGUUACAAGUCGCUUAUUGCCCAGAUGAAUCUUAUUUUGUCUAAAAGAUUAUGGUACAUAAUGUUGGAGCAGUUUCUAAUGAAGUACGUGUGGAGUGGAAGUGGAUUAGUAAUGGUAGCAGUACCCAUUAUCACGGCAACAGGUUUUGCAGACAAUGAGUCUGAAGAUGGUCAGAAGCAGAUAAGUUUGGUUAGUGAACGAACUGAAGCUUUUACAACAGCUCGCAAUCUUCUGGCUUCUGGAGCAGGUGCAAUUGAAAGAAUUAUGUCAUCAUACAAAGAGAUCACUGAAUUGGCUGGCUAUACAGCCCGAGUACACAACAUGUUUUCGGUUUUUGACGAAGUUCAGAGGGGCAUUUAUAAGAAGUCCUCUGUCAAUCAGGAAGAUGAAAUAGAUUCCAGUAAAGUAGCUAAACAUCGAUUAAGUAUUGAACAUUCUUUGGAACAGAAAGGGCACGUUAUUGAUGUUGAUGUUGGAAUUGUAUGUGCAAAUGUUCCAAUUAUUACCCCAAAUGGAGAUGUUGUUGUUUCCAGCCUAAACUUUGAAGUUGAUGAAGGCAUGCAUCUCCUUAUUACUGGGCCAAAUGGAUGUGGGAAAAGUUCUUUAUUCAGGAUUUUGAGUGGCCUAUGGCCGGUAUAUGGAGGGGUAUUGUCUAAGCCUCCUCCUCAGCAUAUGUUCUAUAUUCCACAGAGGCCUUACAUGUCGGUUGGAACUCUAAGAGAUCAGGUUAUCUAUCCGGAUUCUGUGGAAGACAUGCAUGAGAAAGGAUAUGCAGAUCUGGAUCUGGAGCAUAUUCUAGAUAUUGUGUAUUUGAACCAUAUUGUACAGAGAGAGGGAGGGUGGGAUGCCUUUACUGACUGGAAGGAUGUCUUGUCUGGGGGUGAGAAACAAAGAAUGGGGAUGGCACGAAUGUUUUAUCAGAAACCAAAAUAUGCAUUGCUUGAUGAAUGUACAAGUGCCGUGAGUAUUGAUGUUGAGGGCAAGAUAUUUCAGACUGCAAAGGACUCGGGGAUAUCAUUACUUUCUAUUACUCAUAGGCCAUCUCUAUGGAAAUACCACACACACCUAUUACAGUUUGAUGGGGAGGGUGGUUGGCGAUUUGAACAAUUAGAUACUGCUACGCGACUCUCACUGGCUGAGGAAAAGCAGAGACUUGAGUCUCAACUGGCUGGAAUCCCGCAAAUGCAACAGCGACUGAAUGAAUUGUGCAAAAUUUUGGGAGAAUACUCUGUGCUCAGAACCACUGGAACUGAAGAUUAAUGAUACAGCCAAUGAAUGUGAAUAAUAUGACACGAGGAGCUACAAAAGAAUUGCAUGAUGCAAACAAAUAUAAAGUAAACAGAUCUUCCUAUUUAUUUAAAGUCAUUAAAGUCAGUAAAAUAAGUUAACUUUUGGAUGCAAUCUCAUCAUUCUUUUGAAACAUAUGUUAACUUUUCUGAUAGUUUACAUUAUUGUAAUAUUAGCGUUUGGUAAUACAUUUGACAGCACUGAUUUUAAAAAGUACUAUGAAUUGUAAGAGGAAACUAGAAUGUACGUGUUCUAGAGAAAUGGUUAACGUCUAAGUGCAAUUGAAUGCUCUUCUCAAUUUCAAUAUUUAAUGAGCCUCAUUUUGUGUUAACUUUGUACCAGGUAUCAUCUGGUACAAGUGCUGGGCUAGACUUUUGAUAUGGAUGAUACCAUACCAUUUUUUUUUUUUUACCACUCUACCCAGGCAGUUCAUUUGCAAUAAGUACAAACAGUAUUUUAUUUUGCUUCCCAGGAUUAAUUGUUUUGAGGAAACGGAGAGGGGUUCUUGUAUCAACAUAUGGUUUAUUUUAGUGCAAUAUGAGUGAAUCUCUAGUAUAACAUUUAGCAUUUCAGCCGUGCUUACACUUCAGACUGUUAGUUGCCCAUUGUUGUUAUAAAAGUAGUAUAUAUAGACAAUAAAGGAUCUAUCUAUCUAUAUUACCAAACACAUCUUCUGUAUUUUUGUGGAUCUAAGUAAUGAAUUUAUGCUUAUAUAUGUUCCACAUUAUACAGAAUCCAAAAUUACUCAUUUGUUUUUAAUGAAAAAAUGAUCUGGUAUAGAUUUGUUUAUUUAAACAAUAAUUACUAUAGUGCAUAUUAACAUAAAAUGUGCAUAUUUUAUUUCAAUUAAUGUUGUAUUCAUUAUAUCUGCAUUAUACCACUGAAAAGGUCAGUACUGUGUAUUAAAAAAAACUUGGUUGAACUAUCAAAGUAUAAAAUAGCGGAUGCUGGAAAUCUAAAACAAAAAUGUUGGAAAUACUCGUUAGAUUGGGCAGCAUCUGAGGAGAGAAACAUAAUGUUUCAGGUCAAUGAUUUCUAUAAUUGCAGGUGAAUGGUCAUUAGUCUAAAAAUGAGCUGCUUAUCUCUGCACACUCACUGGUACUAGUAUUGGUGUCACGGACUGAGACACAAUGAAACAUUUUACUUGCGUGCUAUCCAGUCAAAUCAUGUGAUACAUCAGUACAAUCAAGUUAAACACAAAUAUAACAGAUAGUCCAAAGAGAAAAAUACUAGUGUGCAGAAUAAUGUGGUGACCAUUAUACUACAGCCGCAGAGAAUGUGAAGUGCAAAAAAAAAAGUGCAAGAGCCACAAUGAAAGUUAGGGAAUCGGGACUGCAACUUUAGCUUAUAAGAGGACCGUUUAGUAAUCUGAUAGCGGUGGGAAAGAAGCUGAAUCUGAAUACGUACUUUCGAGGUUUUGCCUGAUGGAGGGGGGGAAGCGAAUGAAUGAGAUGUAAGUGGACCUUGAUUACAUUGGCUGCUCUUCCAAGGCAGCUGCAAUUUUUUGCCAUCUUGGACAGAGCUGUUGCCAAACCAAGCUAUGAUGCAUCUGGAUAGGAUUCGUGCUAUGGUGCAUCUGUCAAUGUUGGUAAGAGUCGUUGGAGACAUGCGGAACUCUCUUAGUCUUUUGAGGAAAUUGAGUCAUUGGUGUGCUUUCCUGCCUGUGGUUUCAACAUGUUUAGUCCAGGAUAAAUUAUUGUUGAUAUUUACACCUGGGAACUUGAAGAUCUUGACCAUCUCUGCUUCAGCACUGUUGAUGCUCACUGUGGCAUGCACACCACCUCCUUUCCCAAAGUCAAUAACUAGCUACUUCAUCUUCCUAACAUUGAUGGAAAGGUUGUUGUCUUGACAUCAUGUUACUAGUCGCUCUAUCUCUUUCCUGUACUCCAUCUUAUCACUACAGUGGUGUGAUCUGCAAACUUGCAAAUGGAAUUAGAACAGAAUUUGGCCACAGUUGAGUAUAUAGGGAGUAAAGUAAGAGGCUGAGAACAUUGAGAGUACCUGUGAGAAUUAUUGUGGAGGAUGUAUUGUCUAUUCACAUUGAUUGUGGUUCAUAGGUCAGGAUGUAGAGGAUUCAGUUGCAGAGGGGAAUACUGACUCCUUAGUCCAAUAGUUUGGAGAUGAGUUUGGUUGAAAUUGAACGUGGAGUUAUAAUCAAUACUAGACUAAGUGGGACCUGUUGGGUCCCAUGUUCACACGGGAGUGCUGGUUUGCCCAACACAAUAUUCCACCUCUCCACCAAUUCCAAUAUUGGUGGCCAGAGAGGGGGGGAGGGAACUUUCUGGAAUGUUAGUAUGGGUGUUGUGGGCUGAAUGGACUGAUUUCCAGAGGGCUAGUAUGGACAUUGUGGGCCAAAUGGAUUCUUGGGGUGGCAACAGUCAAUCAAGCCUGAUGUGCUGGCAGCUCACUCACGGCUGGUGGGCUGGCAGUUGACUCGCAGCUAUUCCUUGAGAUUCCAUUUCAAGCAGGGUGCAAGGCCACCAAAUGCAGUUUCCUACCAUUAAAAGCAGGGUGCGUGGCCAUCAAAUUCAAGUGCAGUUUCCUACCACUUCAAGCAGGGUGCAAGGCCACCAAACUCAAGUGCAGUUUCAUACCACUUCAAGCAGGGUGCAAGGCCACCCAAUUCAAGUGCAGUUUCAUGCCACUUCAAGCAGGGUGCAAGGCCACCCAAUUCAAGUGCAGUUUCAUACCACUUCAAGCAGGGUGCAAGACCACCAUAAAACCACCAUAAAACCCCACACAACACCACAUAAAUACCGCACUCACAGUUCAGUAGACAUUCAGUGUGUUCAGUUGAUUCACAGCUCAGACAGUCGUGACCUCUCCCUCCCCCAUCUUGCAGAGACUGAGCCACACCCACACUUCUGGGUUUUAUAAUCCCUCCCCCUCCCACCGGAGGGGUCGUGGCCUUCAUGGCGUGAUUGGCAGGAGAGAGAUUCUCAACAUUUUUUAAACACUAAUAACACUUUUAUUUUUCAUUCAUGGGAAGAAUCCUUUCCACCUGAUGAGCGUAGGGGGACUAAGUACGAUGGUAAAAAAUCACAGCCGUAACUGGCAGCGUUUUUGCUAAAAUCAAUAUACAGAACAACAGGAAGUGGCCAAGAUCAGACUUUUAGUAAUAUAGAUAUUUGAGUCUUGACGUAGGUGUACAUGUUAUCCAGUUGUUCCAUUGAUGAGUGUAGGGUCAGGGAGAUGGAACUUCUUGCGACAGUAGGCAAACUGCAGUUGAUCAAGGCUGCUGGUAGGCUGGAAUUAAUAUAUGCUAUGACCAGCAUCUCGAAGCACUUCAUUAUGGUGGAUGUAAGAACCACCGGAUAAUGGUUAUUAAGGCAUGCUGGAGUCAAACAACAAGGAAACAGGCCCUUUAGCCCAAUGUCAGUGCUGAACCAAGGUGUCCCAACUACACGUCCCACCUGCCCAUGUUUGACUUGUAUCCCUCUAAACCGUUCCUAUCCAUGUACCUGUCCAAAUGCCUUUUAAAUGUUGUUAUAGUACCUGCCUCAACUACCUCCUCUGGCAGCUUGUUCCAUACACUCACCACUCUGUGUGGAAAAAGGUCCCCCUCGGGGUACUAUCUUUCCCCUCUCUUAAACCUAUGUCCUCAAGUUUGUGGUUACCCUAUCCUGGGUACAAGACUCAUCCUACAUUCACGCUAACAAUUCCCUUCAUGAUCUUUUAUACCUCUAGAAGAUCACCCCUCAACCUUCUGCACUCCAAGGAAUAAAGUCCUAGCCUGCUCAACUUCUCCAUAUAGCUCAGGCUCUCGAGUCCUUGCAACAUAAAUCUUUUCUGCACUCUUUCCAGCUUAAUGACAUACUUCCUACAGCAGGGUGACCAAAACUGAACAUAAUACUCCAAAUGCAGCUUCAUCAACAUUGUACAUCUGUAACAUUACAUCCUAACUUCUCUGCUCAAUACCUUGACAAAUGAAAGCCAAUGUACCAAAAGCUUUCUUGGCCACUCCAUCUACCUUUGACACACUUUCAGGGAACUAUCUACCUGCACACCUAGAUCCCUCUGGUCUACACCACUUCCCAGGGCCCUGCCAUUUACUGUGAAGGUCCUUUCCUGAUUUGACUUAAAAACAUGCUACAUUGACUUUCUUUGGAUCACAUGGUCAUCUUAAUAUAGGUGGGAACCUCCAGAUGGAAUAGAUAGAGGUUACAGACUGGUCUUAUGAGCAUUUUCUAUUUUUAUUUGGGUUCACUUUAUUCCUUUGAAAAAUGUUUAUCCAUUUAUUAAAACUCAUUCAUGCAUAGGCUUGAUCUUCUAAAAAAGUGUUUUUGCUCUAUAUACUUGGUAUUUACACUUGCACUUGGAUGCCAUGCCUCAUUGUUUACUGUUGCAAAUUAUGGGAAACCAGAUUUUUGAAGUUCUGCUUGUUCCUUUCUUACCAUGAGGGUUUAGUCAGUGGAUUUUAAGUUGUUGAUUGGCCUAAUGGGGAUGUGCUUCUAUGAUGGAGAGCUGGUCUUGCAUCUAUCGCACUUCACGCAAUACUGAUGUAAAACCAUGUACAACGUAUGGAAUUUUUGCAAUGAGGAAUAUUAUUCUCAAACAGCAGCUGAAACCAGUAUUUGAACUUGCAAAAUAAAUACCUGCAAUCUCUUGAACUUCAUCCUUGUUAGCUUUUAGAUUUAACAAACAGAUGUUGAGUUUGAUGAUUUUUUAAUUAAUUGUAUUAAAAUCCAUGGGGCCCAAUAUCAUUCCUUUGUGUUUUGUUUUAGAAAUAGGCUGUGUGCAUUCUUGAAACUGUUGUCUUUCAUGAUAAAUUGAUAACCUGCAUGUACUCUCAUGCCAUUAAAUACUGUUUUUAAAAUGAAUCAUGCUCUUCUAACCAGAGCAUGACCCUCACUUUCAUAUUCUAAAAUGUCCUUUGCAUGAUGUAUGUAAACUUACAGUAAUUUGCAUUUUUGGGAACAUGUUAUGUAUAGUAGCUUCAAUGAUAUUCAUAUGGCUGGACCAGAAUGUGACUGUAAAAGAGCAUGUGUGGGAAUGAACAUGACUGUUUUGUUUGUUUUGAACGAUUUGUAAUAAAAAAUGAAUAACAUUUUAUAUUGAGACUUGAAAAUAUUUACAAUAACUUGCAUGAUUUGCAGGUCUUUACUUUCUGAAUUGGUAGUACAACUGACUAGCAAUUUGCAAAUUUUGCAAAUAUGCCCAUAAUCUUUAGAUUUUUCAAUUGAUAUCAAGCCGAUUGGAGAAAUGCUAUUACAUUUGAUCAAGGCAAAUCUGUUGUAAACAAAUGCCUUCAACCUUAAAUGAAAAUAAGUGGUGUUGCAUACAUUUAUAAUCAAAUGCAUUCUGUGUACUAUGCUCCUACCAGCCAGAAUCUCCCAAUAUCCUUUGUUGGAGCAGAAAGGAGAAUUGGAUAAACAUGUAGUAUUAAAGUGCAGUAGAAUGCAUUUUUCAUGUUGCACUCCUUACCAACCAAACAAUAUACAUGUAGGCCAAAUUGUGUUAUAUCCCAAAUACUUUGAUUUUGUACUGUUUGAAUUAAAUAAUGUGAAGAAUGCUUGACUUAAAUGAUUUGAGGAAUAUUUUGAGCAGCCCGACACUGCAGGGACUAAGUUGCAUUUUCUGAAAUGAAUUAUAAAAAUCACCUCAAUGAUUGUGAAAUCCUGUUUUACCAUUCAAUUGCAGUUUAAUCCGUACAUAAAUGCACUGUAUCUUGUAUUUUGAAAAAUAAUAGUUAUAUUGUUAUACACAUUAAAACUUUGAACCAUCA
Leucoraja erinaceus (little skate) is the source of this 8027-nucleotide messenger RNA. RefSeq names its product ATP-binding cassette sub-family D member 2-like. The coding region runs from base 86 to 2275 and encodes 729 amino acids. The transcript has 10 exons. Gene Ontology annotation, molecular function: ATP binding; ATP hydrolysis activity; ABC-type transporter activity. Gene Ontology annotation, biological process: peroxisome organization; fatty acid beta-oxidation; long-chain fatty acid import into peroxisome. The record is from RefSeq and is a predicted model, not a curated record. Gene Ontology annotation, cellular component: peroxisomal membrane. NCBI's taxonomy places the organism in Eukaryota, Metazoa, Chordata, Chondrichthyes, Rajiformes, Rajidae.